AUGAGGCUCGCCGAGUGGAACUCUGGUUCGAAUCCGCUUUACGAUGUGCUCUUUCUCCCAAAGAAGAUUGAAAGAAGAGAUAUCAAAUCUAAAGAAAAGCUUGCCCGUGCAAAAGAGAGUGAAGAGAUCAAAUCCAAAGAGCCUUCAUCUCUUAAGACAAUAGAGGUAUUGUCUCAUCUCAAAACGAAUGAAGAUGAGAAGCUCAAUGGAGGAAAAUUGCUUGCUUCUAUAAAUGAUAAUUCAAUAUUCUGCUUAAUCCAAUGCUUUGCGUAUUGGUUCGGAGUGUUGUUGAGGGAGGAAAGCUUGUCUUAUGAGGUUGGCUUGGGUGAUUCAAUUGUCUGCUCCAAGUCUAAUGUCGGAAUGGGAGAAUCCAUGAUAUUCAAUAUCUCUGCAUCAUGGAGUAAAAUUGCUUCUUUAAGUGAUAGUCCGGUUGGAGAAUUCAAUAAUUCUGCUUAA
This is a messenger RNA of Microthlaspi erraticum, 456 nucleotides long. The record is from the annotation of a GenBank genome assembly. NCBI's taxonomy places the organism in Eukaryota, Viridiplantae, Streptophyta, Magnoliopsida, Brassicales, Brassicaceae.